UCACCUGGACCAUUAUUCUUCUCGUCGCCCAGACAUGGCAGAUUGCAAGACAGAUGACCACCCUUGAAGUGUCAAAUCUCGGCCGGUAUGGCUGGAUGGGAGGUAAAGGCGGUGUGAGCAGAUCUUGAUCGCGUCUGUCUCCAUUUUCCACUCAAGCUUGACCUGACUUUUUCGCUUCGACGUGCGUAUCAACAGAGCUCAAUGACUUCUCAGACCAGUUUCAUGGAAGCGAGGGCCGCAAGACUUGCAGCACAAGGCAUCUCGACCGACCAAUCCGACGCUACCGCAGACGAUGACUUUGACGGCACAAGGCCUGGUUCGAUAGGUCCCGGAAGCCCCAACAUUGGUGCAAGACAUGGACAUUCUCACGGUCCUGUAGCUGCCUUGAAGGGCGCCGGCAACUGGCUGCUGUCGAUCGUAGGCCUGGACCUCUAUACUCGGGGCAAAGCUGGAGAGGGAUUGAAGAAAGCGUCCGCAGCUGGAAACCCUUUUGAUUUGGGACUGGUCGGAAAUUGUCGAGACUUUUGGACCACCGGCAGGGAACUCGGAGUCGAUUACGCAACUCUGUACGAGAUUCCGGUGGGUGGCUUCCAAUCUUCCGCAAGGCGGCGGAGAAGGCGAAGAGUGCGCACAAUAGACGGACAAGAAACCGAAUCAGGCUCAGACGAUGAGGAAGACGAGGCUUCCGAAGGCGGUGCGUUGGGCAGAAGCGUCAGUGCAGGCAGGAGGAGAUGGAACAUGUGGAGAAAUCUGAACCUCAAUUUGGGCAGCGCUGCGGGGAUCGGAGCCUCUGGCAGUGCGAGUGGAUAUCAGCCUAUACAGCAAGACAAUCUCUCCGAUAGACCCGCAGACCAUGAUGCUGCGAGCAGGAUGGCUUAAAGCGGCGGAGCAAAGUCAUUCGAAAUAGCAUCUGAAUAUUCACGAUCAAGCGUCUGGCGUGACACGUCCACAAACC
Molecule: messenger RNA, 955 nt
Organism: Ceraceosorus guamensis
Lineage: Eukaryota; Fungi; Basidiomycota; Exobasidiomycetes; Ceraceosorales; Ceraceosoraceae
Exons: 2
Coding region: 202-879 (225 amino acids)
Source: RefSeq, a predicted model, not a curated record